AUUAGAAUGGCUCUUGUGGUGGUGAAUCUUUUACAUCUUCUUCUGUUCUCAGUAGCUCUUGUUCGUUCGGAUCGAAGUACAAUGCCUCUCAGAUCUUUCAAGAUAAGUGGAAAUGUAACAUACGAUUGCAUAGAUAUUGAUAAGCAACCAGGACUUGAUCAUCCCUUGCUAAAAAAUCACAAAAUCCAGAUGAAACCAUCAGUUUCAAUACAUGAAAUAAAGAAUCAAACUCAGAUCAACAAAACAUAUAAGGAGAAAAUCAAAUGUCCAUAUGGAACUGUUCCUAUAGUGAGACGUACAAACGAAUUCAUCACCAACGCUCAACUCUUAGCCGAUAAGUAUUUCCAUCCGCUAUCACCGGAUAGCUCUGGAACACAUAUUGCUGGAAUAAAGCAACACGGUGGUCCAUAUCAUGGUAUAUCAGCUAGGUUUAAUGCAUAUAAACUAGACAUAGGAGAAGACCAAGCCUCGUAUAGUCAAAUGUAUAUAGGCAAUGGAUAUUAUGGUGAAUUUAAUUUCAUCUCAGCUGGGUUGAUGACAAAUCCAAGCAUUUUUGGUGAUAGUCGUCUUUGGUCAUAUGGAUACUGGAAGGGUAAAUAUGCAAAAGGAUGUUACAAUACGGUAUGUCCAGGAUUUGUUCAAGUAUCUAAUGUGGUUCCCAUAGUCAAACCCUUUGACCUUAAACCAGGGGAACAAGCAGCAUUGGAGUGGUCCAUCGCAAGGGAUAAACAAACAGGAAAUUGGUGGAUUAUUCAGACUGGAAAACCUAAUGCAUAUAUUGGUUAUUGGCCAAAAGAGCUAUUUCACCUUAUGUAUGAUGGUGCAAGUAUGGUUGGAGUUGGAGGUGUAUCUCAGGCUUUAAAAUCUGGUUUCAGCCCUCCAAUGGGUAACGGCAAGUUCCCGAAAAGAGGUAUUCUGACAUCAGCAUUGUUUUCAAAUGUUGAUGUCUUGAAUUCUAUGUAUGAGAAGCGUAGAAUCAAUGUUGAUGUACCUGUAGAAAAGUUGCUAGAUAGUGUCAAUUGUUAUGGGAUAAGAAUUGGUAACAGAGUUAAAUUUUGGACUACUCCACUCGGAUACUUUUUCAAUUAUGGAGGUCCGGGAGGAACCUCUUGUGGAGUUUGA
This is a messenger RNA of Capsella rubella, 1122 nucleotides long. RefSeq lists its product as uncharacterized. Lineage: Eukaryota; Viridiplantae; Streptophyta; Magnoliopsida; Brassicales; Brassicaceae. The record is from RefSeq and is a predicted model, not a curated record. Bases 7 to 1122 code for a protein of 371 amino acids. The transcript has 7 exons.